Lymnaea stagnalis (great pond snail) is the source of this 249-nucleotide messenger RNA. Lineage: Eukaryota; Metazoa; Mollusca; Gastropoda; Lymnaeidae. The record is from the annotation of a GenBank genome assembly.
AUGGGAGGCAAUGGCGGCGAAGAUGGAUGCGUGCGGUAUCAUCCUUUCAAGUCCUACCACCCUGCAUAUCUGUCCCCUUGUCUCAGGAGAAGAUUCAACAGCUCUGUGAGCCUCCCAUCUCUUGUGAACAUUGGACUAGCUUUGAGGGAGCCCUCGUAUGACCGUUUCAGACUGCAGGUUGAGAUGUUUGCCAGACUGUACCAGAGUUUUGUCGGAGGACACCUGGCAUCUGAUCUUGCACCCUAUGAU